Laccaria bicolor S238N-H82 is the source of this 438-nucleotide messenger RNA. RefSeq lists its product as uncharacterized. The transcript has 5 exons. NCBI's taxonomy places the organism in Eukaryota, Fungi, Basidiomycota, Agaricomycetes, Agaricales, Hydnangiaceae. The record is from RefSeq and is a predicted model, not a curated record. The coding region runs from base 1 to 438 and encodes 145 amino acids.
AUGGUUUACCGCCAGGCCAGGCCAGUAUUCGGACCUGAAGAUACGAGUUUUGGAAGUGCUUGUUCGACAACGCAGCAGCCGGAGCCGUCGCGCAAUUACCUUUCUAAAAUCAAGGCCUCUCCAUGUUUCCGAUUCAUAUCGGGGUCCGUUAUUUGCUUGAAACGCUGGGAAGAUCCCGUUAGCCAAAAAGAGACGGCUGUACUGCUUACGGAUUUAAAAUCGGGCGCGAAGAUUGCCGUCAUCAAAGGACAAUUCCAACAAGUCGUCUCAGACCGGCGAGCUGAGGCUCUCAACCUAAAAUUGUACAACGCGGUCGCCGGGGCAGCUACAAACUCGCAGUAUUGUGGUCUUCAGAACGAUAUGGCUCUGAUGUCAGGUGGAGCAAUCAUCAAGGCCGUCCAAGCAAGAAUCUCACCAGGGCAGAUUCUGUCCAUAUAG